Molecule: messenger RNA, 2278 nt
Organism: Abrus precatorius (Indian licorice)
Lineage: Eukaryota; Viridiplantae; Streptophyta; Magnoliopsida; Fabales; Fabaceae
Product: methyl-CpG-binding domain-containing protein 11-like
Exons: 3
Coding region: 139-1056 (305 amino acids)
Molecular function (GO): DNA binding
Source: RefSeq, a predicted model, not a curated record
GUGUUUAAUUUAUUUAAUUAAAUAAUACAUUUAAUUGCUUCUCUCUACCUUACUCUGUUACAUUACACCCACACACAAAAAUACCCAAUUUCUCUCCAACGAAAGCAAAAAUCAAAACAAAACAAAUUCCAAGUGAAAAUGGCGAGCUCGGUGGAGAAGGAGGUUGGUGCUGCGGGAGCAGGUGCGGGUGCAGGGGAAGAAGCUGUGUCUUUGGAACUUCCAGCUCCACCUGGUUGGAAGAAGAAGUUCUUUCCAAAAAAGUCUGGAACCCCAAAGAAAAAUGAGAUUGUGUUCACCGCACCAACUGGAGAGGAGAUCAACAAUAGAAAGCAGCUGGAGCAGUAUUUGAAAUCAAACCCUGGUGGCCCAGCUAUAUCUGAAUUUGACUGGGGCACUGGUGAGACCCCGAGAAGAUCAGCAAGAAUCAGUGAGAAGGCCAAAGCGGCUCCUCCACCUGAAAGUGAGCCCCCAAAGAAACGUGGCAAAAAAUCAUCAGCUUCAAAAAAAGAUACUUCCCAGGAAGAAAAAGAGGAGACAAAAGAAGUGCAAAUGCAAGAUGCUGAUGAAACUAAGGAUGAUAAAGAUUUAGUGCAGGAAAAGAAUGUUGUGAAGGAAAAUCAAGAUGAGAAGAGAGUAGAGGAUACGGAUGUCAAAGAAUCCCCUCAGCCUGGGGAAAAUACCAAUAUAUCUAAUGAUGAGGAAAAAUUCAAGACUGCUGAUGGAGAGUUACAUGCCUCAGUUGAGAAAUUUGACGACAAAAGAAUUGAAGGUUCUGAAGUGGUUCAGAAUAAAUAUGAAGAAAAGAUUGGACAACCACUGGAGGAGACAAAGAAAGAUGGUGGAUCUGCAGAGGCAGAGAAAUCUGAAACAGCCCCUGCUGCUGAGAAAAAGGUUGAAGUGGAAGGAGAGAAUAAAGAGGAACACAACAGAGGCAUUGGCGAGUCUGAAGGAGAAACCAAGGAAAAAGAAGGAACAAAAGUCAAUGAUGAAGAACAUUACAAAGUUCAUGACAUAAACAAGAAGGCUGAAUCGGAUUUGACCGAGAAUGGAAGUUAAACUGGUUAUAAGUCAAAUCUGUCUAAUAAGGAAUAUAAUAAACUCUUGCCUUCUCUUCUCUCAUUCUGACCCUUUUAGAUCUGUCCGAGGAUGACUGUAGUUCUUGUUGUCAUGUUAGUUAUCUGAUUGUUUAUUGAAAUGACUAUAGACAAUUAUAGAGUAGCCCUAUAUGUACCAUCCUUCUAUGUAUUGGAGAGACGUGUAGCUUCUAGUUCCCCCUUCGUAACAUUGUGUUGUAAGAUACUUGUACUGUGUUGUGGACCUGUAAGCAUGUAAGGACGUGAUAAACUAUUAUCGGGUUUUAUCAGGUUCGUGGAUGUUGUUUACUACCAUUUGUCUGGGCCGAAGACCGGUCCAAUCAAAGUUUCUUUCCAAUCUUAUUGGAAUAAAGGCUCUGACCGUUUUAAUUCAUUACAACGGGGGUAUUUAUUUAUGUUUUCAUUCUACUGUUAAACAACCACCAACAACAACAAUAAUCAUAAUCACUAUCAGCCUUGAGUAUUGAUAUUGCACGAGUCAUGGCCCUCCCCUGCUUGUUUUCUGUUUCUUCUGCGUGGCAAAGGCCAAAUAAAGGCGUGGGAGCAGUGGAACCGCAAAUAACAAAAGCUGGUUCUCUCUUUGACCAAAACCACAAUUUAAUCACCCUACAACAACUUGAAAGACCUUCCAUUUGCGCUGUUCGUUGAACGAAAAAAUAAAUCUUGUUAAAUUCUCGACGACGUCAAAAUUGCAGUUUUGUGUGAGCAACGAACGAUGAGUAUUGGUCUUUUUCUAGCGGUAAUAGAUAAUCUGAGACGGGAUUCCCCCCAAGACAUGAAUUAUGUGACCCAGAAAGGAAAUUUAAUGGAAUUCUCUAUUUUUAUGAGUGAGUUGUAAGAUGAGAUAAAAUGUCUUGUAGCUUCCCUCAAAGGCUCAAAGCCCUUUAAGUUGAACAACCAACCCUGUCAAGGAGGUCCACUUCUCAAAUGCACUGGCCGAAGACACAAAGGCAAGUUUGGAGGACUCAAUGUCAUUCCGAGCAACUGCCAGAAAAAUAAAAGCCAGAACUAAGUUCUUAGCACAAGGAAUCUUGGAGCCCCCUGACUCUUAAUUACGUUAGCAAAUUACUUGCACAAAUAUAUGUGCCAAAGACAGAAACCAUUUAUAUAUGAAGGCUUCUUAAAAGAGUCUAUUAACAAGGUUGCAUACAGGCGAUAUUUUUCCCGGUGUGUUUUUCUGUUUU